Molecule: messenger RNA, 508 nt
Organism: Parathielavia appendiculata
Lineage: Eukaryota; Fungi; Ascomycota; Sordariomycetes; Sordariales; Chaetomiaceae
Exons: 2
Coding region: 212-460 (82 amino acids)
Source: RefSeq, a predicted model, not a curated record
GCCGGGUCUGAGGCAAGCCACAGCACAUGUCCCCCAUGGAAAUCCAGCCAACCUGGAACAGGGGAGCGUUUCUCGAUGUUGUUAAGUAUCCGUACGGGGGUGCUUGAUUUCCAUACCCCUUGAAGUCCAAAGCCCGUCGAAUCUGCAGUGGUGCAGGGCAGAUAGUUGAGGUGCGCGUGUGCAAUUUGCACAGACGGGGGACCACGUUUGUAUGGGCAAGGCAAACUCCGAGAAUACGCCGGGAAAUAUUCUAAGGCCAGGUACAUUUGCUGUAACAGUAUUCCGUACAUCGAAACAACGCCGUCCGAUUCGGGUUCAUCAGAUCGUCGUCGCUCACUCGUGGUUUCUGCAGGUGCAGGUAUUCGUCGUCGCGGCAAUCUAUGGUUUAAGCAAGACGGCCAACGUGACCGUUAAAUUUUUCGUUGCGACAUCGCAGUUCGAGGCUCGGGUGGAUCUGUGAGACAUGAAUUUGUUGAUCUUUCGUCGUGGCGGAAUUGACGCGGGCGAU